AUGGACCCAUGCUCUUGGGGGUUUCCCUGGCGGCGCGACACUGCGGCCAACCUUGAAGUCUCCCGCCGCCUAGGCCUCGCCGGCUUUCACCCUGCGUUUGAGCCCUUCUUUUCGGCCUGUUCCAGCUCUGGCUUUCACCCUGCGUUUGAGCCCUUCUUUUCGGCCUGUUCCAGCUCUGCCGCCGCACUUCAGUUCCAUUGCUCUAAUUUAUUACGCGGCUAUCUCAAGCAUUUAUUUAUUGAACCCCUGCUGACGUUGCUUCAGGCACAGCGUCGCCGCUUCACGGACAUCGACUUGCCUGACUCAUUUGUGAGGGCAAGACGACUGCUCAUUGGAGUUGCCCAAGACCUUCCAGAUCGACCGCAUUCCACCUGGCAACGAGAAUCUCUGCGUAUAUCACAUUUUCAACUCUCCAAGACCCCAGUGCGAUGUUGCGUCGGCGUGAAGCAAGGGCCCCCAUUGCCAACGCUUAUAAUCAACGCAGUCAAGGUCACAUCGUCUUCUGCUGCCGCGAGCCUGGGCGAGGACUUCCAACAGGACAACACGUAUCGGCGCGACGAGCAUCACAGGCGUCGCCACCGCCGUACAUCGCCGUCAUGGUCAAGCUCACAUCGUCUUCCGCUGCCGGUCGGCCAUCGUUCUUGGAUUCUAUGGGUGAAGGCGCGUUGCAAAUGGAUAGACGAGUUGGUGACGGAGGGGGAUUUCGGUAUGAAGUUGUUGUACCUUGGUAAGGUCGGCCAUCGUUCUUGGAUUCUAUGGGUGAAGGCGCGUUGCAAAUGGAUAGACGAGUUGGUGACGGAGGGGGAUUUCGGUAUGAAAUUGUUGUACCUUGGUAAGCGAGCCUGGGCGAGGACUUCCAACAGGACAACACGUAUCGGCGCGACGAGCAUCACAGGCGUCGCCACCGCCGUACAUCGCCGUCAUGGGGGCCGGCCGUACUUUUAUAACGCCCGUCUCAGGUGGGUGGAUGGGUGGGUGGGCGACGUGGGUAUGGGUGUGGUGCGGCUGGGGCAUCAACCUGUGCGCCCCAGUGGCACCGGGCGGGCGUUGCUGAUGAUGGGCCCGGCUGAGGUGCACUGCUGGGUGCAAUUCCUCCGCACCCAGCUGCACCCAGCCGGGCGCCGCCGCUGCUGGCCAGUUGGCUAG
Molecule: messenger RNA, 1146 nt
Organism: Volvox carteri f. nagariensis
Lineage: Eukaryota; Viridiplantae; Chlorophyta; Chlorophyceae; Chlamydomonadales; Volvocaceae
Exons: 13
Coding region: 1-1146 (381 amino acids)
Source: RefSeq, a predicted model, not a curated record